AUGUCAUCUACUUCUCAAACGGAAGAUGGUGGUGGUGGUUGUGGUGAAGAAGCUACUGUUGUGGCAGCAGCGGCGGUUGUCGCCUCUGCUGCAGCUCAUGCAGUCGCUGCUGCUGCUCAAGCUGUUUCUGCUGCUGUUCAUCAUCGACGAGCAUCAUCAUCAUCAUUAGAUCAAACAAUUUCAUCACAAUUGAAUGAAUCUAUUCUUAUGCAUACAAUACCUAAUCAAUCGACUAUUCAUCAUCCACUUAUGGAUUGUUCAUCAUCUGUUGGAUGUUACAAUAACUAUCCCUCGACAAAUCAAUUGGUUUCUUCUGAUCUAUAUCAUCAUCACAAUGGACAUAGUAGCAUGUUACAUGAGCAUGGACUAAAUUAUAGACAACCUCAGUUACUAGCCAAUCUAUCAUCUGGAAAUAUGUUAAAUUCCUUUAGUAUUCAGCCAUCCACAACUUGUAAUUUCUCUUCGUCUCAGUCUAUUUUUCAUCCUUCACAUUUAUACUCAUCUAUGUCUAUUGACAACAGAAGUGAUAAUUUCACCUGCGACUCAAGAAUCAAUUUACACAUUCCGAAUAUUUGCACAGGCCAAAUUCCAUCGUCUUCUAUGUUACAUCCAAUUAUACCGGCUUUCUCCAACUCCAAUGGUUUAACUCUCAUUCGAAGUACUAAUGAAUUUGUGAACGCUUCUUAUCCACUAGCAACAGUCCGACGUAUUACAAGUGAACCGCCCGACAACAGUUUUGAGUUCACAAUGCGUACUUCAGGAUUUACUGGACCCCAUACAGCACGACCACAUUUCAUCACUACACCGCUGACCUUCUCAAAUAGCGUGGAACCAACUUUACUGAACAGUAAUUUUUCAACUCCUAUCAAUCCAUCCCAUUAUCAUCAGUCAUCUGUCCAUCCGAAUCUAACUACAGUGGCUACAGAAGUCGCCGCUGCUGUUGCAUUAGCUGCAAAUCAUUCAUCAUCAUCUGUCAUCAGUCGAUGUACUGAUCCUAGCCAAAUAAGUUUCUUGCCAAACAAUAUUUUAUCGGUCAUCGGUUCGUCUACACUGGCUACAACUCGUGGAGUAAAUACUUUACUACAAUUUCUUCGAUUAAUUCAUCAAAGACCUGACUCCUAUGCAUUACCCUAUUAUCCUUCUGCUAUGACCGCUACAGCUGGUGGCUCUAAUCAAAGUGUUGUUGUCAGUGCUUCAGCUGGGAUAGCUAAUGGAACUCGAGUUGCAUCAGCUGUUACACCACCUCUAUUGUCACAUCAUCCUAUUGUUCCUCUUCAAGCAUCGUUUUUAUCUAAUUAUGCAGAAAGAGAACAUAUUACUACACAAGCUAAUAGUCUAUUCAUAAAUAAUCAACAAACAUCGAUCUCACCAUCGAUUGGUAUUCAACCAAUCACUUCAGCUACUGCUGCAUUAGCCGUUGCUAUGGCCGCUGCUGUUGCUUUACAACAACAAAAUCAUAGACAUUCAUCAUCAAAUUCCAUCUCUAUGCUUACAUCAUCUAGAGUUGCACCAACUACACCUUCGAUACCAGUUCCAAUAUUGCAUGCCCAUUUAUAUUAUCCUAGAAAUGUAACAACUGUACAACAAUUACAUAAUGCACAUCAACAAUGCUAUCAUAAUCACUAUGGCAGUAGUGCUGGUGGUGGGGUACAGUAUCACAGCAGUCAUUCUCAAAGACCUGCUUCUACGCCUAAUACAUCAGCAAGUAGUUGUUCAUCAAUUAAUCCGGUGAAUUCGUUAUUUUCAGCCUCUAGUGUUGGUGUCAGUGGUGGUGGUGGUGGUACUACAUCGCCAGCAUGUUUGUCUAAUUUAUUCCCAUUUUUAUUAGCUGUCCCUCCACCACCUACAGCACUAUUACCAUUACCAUCUCCUGUUUCAAACAAUCCGUCCACUACAAAUUUCGCUGUCAGUGACUUAUCAGAAACAUUAUUUGCUCAUUAUACUGCUGCUGCUGCUGCCGCCGCCGCUGUCGCCACUGACCAUUCUACUGUAUUUUCACACAGAAAUUCAAUCUUACCUCAAGUCGUACCGGAUCCAACUUCAGCAGCUACGGCGGCCGCAGCGGCAGCUGCUGUUGCAGCAGCGGCUGCGGCGGCUAGUGUCGAUCAACUGUUACAUUUGGCAGUUCAAUUAGAAUCGAACAAUGGUCGUGGUCUUAGUAAAGAGGAAUUGGAAAGUUUACCUAUUCGUUUGUAUACAUCAAAACAUUCUGACAGUUUGUCUGGUGAUAAACAGAACACGACUAUUUGUAAUGAAGUAAAAACCAACGUACAGAAUGAUGUGUCUGAAUGCGAUAGAUGUAUGAUUUGUUUAGAUGAUUAUGCAGAUAGUCAACAAAUUCGUCAAAUGCGUUGUUUGCACGAAUUUCAUGCAAACUGUGUUGACAAAUGGUUAAAGACCAAGCGUACAUGCCCUCUAUGUCGUGCUGAUGCAUUCACUGGAAGUCAACGUAAAGAUGAUUACUUUUGA
Schistosoma mattheei is the source of this 2469-nucleotide messenger RNA. NCBI's taxonomy places the organism in Eukaryota, Metazoa, Platyhelminthes, Trematoda, Strigeidida, Schistosomatidae. The record is from the annotation of a GenBank genome assembly.